Messenger RNA from Meriones unguiculatus (Mongolian gerbil), 3621 nucleotides. It is a transcript of the gene Gng2, whose product is annotated as G protein subunit gamma 2. The record is from RefSeq and is a predicted model, not a curated record. Gene Ontology annotation, biological process: G protein-coupled receptor signaling pathway. Bases 284 to 499 code for a protein of 71 amino acids. NCBI's taxonomy places the organism in Eukaryota, Metazoa, Chordata, Mammalia, Rodentia, Muridae. Gene Ontology annotation, cellular component: heterotrimeric G-protein complex. Gene Ontology annotation, molecular function: G-protein beta-subunit binding. The transcript has 4 exons.
GGGGACUCACGCCUGGGCUGCAGGGGCUGCUACACGCACAGACACUCUACGCCAGUUGGUGGGGCAACUCCUACUACGGCUGGGUUGGGCUGCACUGGGCUGGGCUGGGCUGUUCUGGGCUGGGCUAGGCUGGGCUGGGCUGGGCGGGCCGAGCUCACCAGCGAUCUGCUCCGCCAGGGGAAGCUGCCCUCUAACCAAGCCUCCGGAGCCAAGCAAGAUCUGCCAGUAAGCCUCCAGCCUUGAAAAUUGACCAGAGUGUCUGAAGACCCCAUCCAGCUCUCCAAUGGCCAGCAACAACACUGCCAGCAUAGCACAAGCCAGGAAGCUGGUAGAACAGCUGAAGAUGGAAGCCAACAUCGACAGGAUAAAGGUGUCCAAGGCAGCUGCGGACUUGAUGGCCUACUGUGAGGCACAUGCCAAGGAAGACCCUCUGCUGACCCCGGUCCCAGCUUCGGAAAACCCUUUUCGGGAGAAGAAAUUCUUCUGCGCCAUCCUUUAAGUCUCUGAGAGGAGGCUGAAGAGCAUCAGGGCUCCUGGGACAUUGACGUAGAAUUCCUUGCAAAGUGGGCACCUUUCUUGCCCACAGCAUUUAAAGAGAGGAAGGAAAACCAUCCUGGAUACUCUGGCUGUGCAUGUUUAAAGAACUGUCCCCUGAUGAGAAUGAAAGCUGAUUCCGCAUCCCAACUUUAGCGGUCUGACCCUACAGACCUGCCUGGAGGAGGGGAAUGUGUAAAAAACAAAAUCGAUGUCACUUCUUUUCUGCUACCCCUCUGCUUCAUACAAAAUAAACAUUAAAGCCAGUGUCCUGAGCUGAGAUAUGGCUGACCUUCUGGGAACGAGAAUUGUCUUUCAAGUACCCUCUGACAAACUGUCGUCCCAUGUAGCCACUGUUCAGUUUAAUGGCAUCCAUGUUUAGUCCUUUGUGCCUUUUUCUUUUCCUUCCCUUUCUCUACACCUGCCUGAGUACUGAGGAGAUAAGGCUGGAUUCCUGUGUUAAACUAAACUCCAAGGAUGAGUGACAGCUAGAUGUUUAGAAAGAUGUUCCCCAUGGUAUUUCCUUGCAAGAAUAACAAUUAAAAAUAAGAAAGAAAGAAAGAAAGAAAGAAAGAAAGAAAGAAAGAAAGAAAGAAAGAAAGAAAGAAAGAAAGAAAGCACACCACAAUGCCAGCUGUCUGUGUUCUCUUACCACUAUUCCUAAUAUUUGUAUAUGAUAGCUUUGAUUCUGCAAGUAGAAGUAAAUCAUGUGUUGUGACUGGUGCUUUCAUAUCUUUGUGAUAGAUUUUGAGUAAUAUUGCAUGAAAAUGUCCCUAUGUUACAUCCAUUCAGAAGUUUUGUUGUUUGGCUGGAAAGCUAAGAAGAAAAGUGAGAACGAAAAAGAUACCAGAGAGGAAAAAUAAAUCCUCUCUCUUUUGAAAAUUGAGAUCAUUUCAGCACCUUAGCCAUGCCUGAAAUACCUCUUUAUGAACUGGGGUGUAAGGACCUCUUGACAGAUUUCCCCCAAUCCACAGCAUUUGGAAUUACCCAGGAUCCAGGGCAGCACAGUUAUCCCACACUGGAGACUGAGCAGGGAUCCACCAUGACUUGAGAAGGCACUGUCAGAAUAUCAACACAUUUCCACUUUCCAGGAACUGUGGAAAGCAAAAGAAUAUUUUCCAUGUUCAUAACUAGACAACUAUUGCCCUCUUUAGCUUAAGCAUCAAAAGAAGAAAUAAACCCCCAGCUUCAAAGAAGGUGGCCACCCCAGAACGCCCAUUUGUUUGAGAGACAAGGUCUCUGAAUUGCACCCUAAGCACACCUGGCAGCUGGUUCUUCUUCCCACUGACAUGGUCCUCACUUUCCACUCCCCCCAAAUUUCAAAGCAUUCAUUGCUUUGUUCUCCACCCUGUUUGCCAGAGCUUCUCUGCCCUAUUUACAGCUUCCUUUGGCUAGUGCUCUCUUUUUCCCACAAUAAGACAUUGAGAGUGAUUUUUUUUUUUCCUUAUUGCAGUUGUAGCCUCCAUCAAUCACAGAAAGCCCUGGAAGCCUUUAUAUUUUCUGUAUUCUUCCCAGUCAAAGAGAGCCUCCUAUACAUCUUUUUUGUUUUCAAAUCCUAAAAGACCACUAAAUCCAAGUUAACUUUUUUUUUUCUCUUGCCAUUCUCUUCCUCAUGUUUUAAAAGUGGGGAUUACUUAGGGGGGGAAGAGAAGAUAAAAAGACUUCCUACAGCAAGGCCACAUUUUGAAAUAGAUUUGGUAAAUAUUUUUCUUAACUCUUUUCAGGUAAAGGAAUAAAUAUGCCUAAUUAAAGCACCUGGGGUGGGGGAGAAGAGGAUACAGGAACAUAUAUCAGUGCACAAAUGCAAUUCUGUAAACAGAAACUUCUGUUCUGGUCAGGUCUUGGGGGGUGGUACAGUCAGUGGGAUGCUCAUGAAGAGUAAGUGGUUAAACAAUCAAAUCACACAUUCAGAGUGAGCUGAAACAAACAGGUGUUCACAUGUCAACAGCUGUGGUUGGAGGCACUCUUUUCUGAUGAUGGGGGCAUCUCUAGAAGGAUUCCAGACUUCUGUGCAAAUUUAGAUCUCUGAAGCAAUUAAAGUGGAAUCACAGUCUUCAGGGUGCACCUUAUAUAGGUCCAGCAAUUAAAAAUUAAGGAUCUGCAAAUUGCUUGUGAGCUUGCUUACAGAAUAAGAAGACAGAACUCGCACUCCUCUUCCGCAUGGGAGUUUCAGGAGAAUUUCUUGUCUUUUUCACUAUUUCAUAUCCUUUAGUGUGGAGCUAUAAUUGGAAUCAGUUUGGGAUUAUUGUUUUUUGUUGUUGUUUUGUUUUUGUAUUAAAGGAGAAAAAAGGUUUUGCUUACUUGGGACUCCAAAGAGUUUAAUUCUUUUGGAAUAUCAACCAUCAUUUUCACCAGCAUACUUUUAUCUUAAGGUAACUAAUAGGAAAUUUCAGCUUAAUUAUUUAAGAUCCUCAUUUCUAUAUACCUGGAUAAUAAUUAAACUCUGCCAUGGAUUAAUAAAUAACAAAUGUCCGUUUUCAAUAUCAACUCGAAUUUAAAAUGUUUUUAAAUUUGAAAGCAAGUAAGAAAUAAUUUUAAUAAUCAGUUUUUAAGAAAAAUUAAAUAUCAACUUUUUCCCAUAUGUUUGUAUUCACAUAAUGAAUUUUGAGAGAACCAAGACAGUGGUCUUUAGGAGAUAUUUCUAUGCUUUUUCUUUUUCCUUAGUGUUUGUUUCUAGCUGCUCCUGGAAAUGAUGAAUUAUUAUGUGUAUAUUAUUGUCUCACAGCCCAACAAUUGUUCAGAUCUUUACACCUUUCCUGUAUAAGAUCUAUGGAAUGGGUCUUUAAAGAGAGUGGAACAGCAAAAAAAUGGGUGGGAAUUUGCUGUUAUGUUUUGGUGGGGUUUUGUUUUGUUUUUAGGUUUUCAAGACAGGGUUUCACUAUGUGGCCCUGACUGUCCUGAAACUUGUUCUGUAGAGCAGGCUGGCCUUGAAUUCUGAGAUCUGCCUGCCUCUGACUGGGAUUAAAGGCAUGAGUCUCCAUGCCCAGCUUACAAAUGUUAAAGCAGAAAAAACCUGAAUGUGAUGUGCAUUUCUUUAUCCCACAUGAACCGUGGUCUUUGUUUUAAUAAAUGGAAUUUUCAGAUUCA